Molecule: messenger RNA, 1544 nt
Organism: Malaclemys terrapin pileata
Lineage: Eukaryota; Metazoa; Chordata; Testudines; Emydidae
Product: ecto-ADP-ribosyltransferase 5-like
Exons: 5
Coding region: 582-1532 (316 amino acids)
Molecular function (GO): NAD+ poly-ADP-ribosyltransferase activity; NAD+-protein-arginine ADP-ribosyltransferase activity
Source: RefSeq, a predicted model, not a curated record
CCCUGAGGCUGUCUCCUACGUAACUCCUGGAAGCUGCUUCCCUCCCUGUGAUUUUUGGCCUUGGUACAAAUGCCAUCUGUCCCUGUCCAUGCGCAGGGUUUGCAGGCGUCUGGCAGUGGGUUGCUGGGACGCCGUCUGAAAUCAAAACCAUGAGCAGCGUCCUCGGAGUGGAAUGCUUCACCUUCUGCAUGAUUAAUAUACAUUCCGGGAAACCCCACUAAAAUCUGUCACUUCCUGCAUGAUUCUAGGCCUAGAGGCUGCCGGCUGAGAAAUCCGCGGUCUCUGCUGAUGUGUCUGCCCUGUGAGCCCUAGACAGUGUCUCCAUGCAAACAGUAGCUCCGUUCCUUUAUUUUUAGCCAUGUCCACUGGACUGUGACCGAGCCCUGUCUUGUCCAGCUGGCUCCUGUGACAAGAAAUUAGGGUCACUAAAAAUAUACCAGAUAGUCAACAACUUGUCUUCAGGCUGGGCUUCCUCUGCUGCAGGAAUUCUGUCCUCUGAAAUCUUGCCGUGCGCACGGGAUGUCCUCACUGCGGGAGUGGUGUCGAGACUGACGUGAGACGCCUCGCAGGUGAGCUGGGAAAUGAAGACGUUGAGGUCUGUGGUUCUCUCCUUGGCUUCUCUUUGGGCUCUCGCCUUGCUGGAAACUUCUCAGGUGAGAUGCCAGCAGGCUGUGCAGUUGGGAAUGGCACCCGACUCUUUCGAUGACCAAUACACCGGCUGCACUGAGGAAAUGGAGACGGAUAUUGCACCUCGCCUGCUAGAGGAGGAAAAAGCCAGACACCCGCUGCUGGGCUCUAUGUGGGGAAACCUAUCGGCUGUUUGGGCAAUUAAGAAGAAAAGGCUUUCUGUGCCCGAGGGCUUUAGGGAUGAACAUGGCAUAGCCAUCCUGGUCUACACUGAUUCCUCCAAGCCACUGUACUGGGAGUUGAACAAGGCAGUGAGAGAGGCUGGGGUCUCCCGAGAUAACUACAUGAGCAAUUUCCACUUCAAAGCUCUCCAUUACUAUCUGACGAGAGCCCUGCAGCUCUUACGGGCUGACUGUGGCCACCUGUUCAGACGCCAGCUGUUCCGGGGAGUCCGAUCCAUCCGCUUCGAGCCCAGCGGGGCAGGUAUGUUCCGGUUCGGACAGUUCACCUCUUCCUCGCUGGACGUGGCUUUAGCUCGGAGUUACGGCAACGCCACGUUCUUCACCCUGCGCUCCUGCUUCGGCGUCCUCAUCGAGUCGUUCUCCGCCAUCCCUUCCGAGCGAGAAGUGCUGAUCCCCGGGAGCGAAGUGUUCAACGUCUCCAGCUUCUCCCGGGAGGGGAACCGCAGCGUCUUCUUCCUGCACAGCAUGAACCGGACCUGCAGCCAUUACAACUGCGCCUACCUUGGGGGAGAGAAGUCUCCAGAAUGUGUUGACAACACAGUUGCAGGUAGGAGCGUCAGGGUGUCCGGCAACACGAGCCCUGCGUUCGUCGGUGGAAUUGUCCUGGUCAACAUUGCUGCUCAGAAACUCUUCGCCAAUUUCAAACUCAUCUUGAUUUUGUAAAAAAAAAAAAAA